AUAAAAACUUAUCAACAAAAUUACAAAUGCUAGAAAGUUACUGUUUCUGUGUUUUCUAGAAAUUCUCUAAUGUAAUAAAUUAAUGGUUUGGUUGCUACAUUCUUACAGUAGGCCAUUCUUUAUUAAGGAGAUGUCAACAUGCUCGUGGCCAUAACCUCACUUUCCGCACGUUUUGUUUUGAAUAUUAUGGUUUUGUGAUUUGAUUUCCCAAACUUGUAUUUUAGAAAAAUCUAUCGGAAAAUAGUCAAUUAUGGGGAAAAAGUCGAAAAUUGGAAAACAGAGAAAGGAUAAGUUUUAUCACUUAGCCAAGGAAACAGGUUUUAGAUCCCGUGCUGCCUUCAAAUUAAUUCAGCUAAACAGGAAGUUUGAGUUCUUACAAAAGUCAAGAGUAUGUCUGGAUCUGUGUGCAGCUCCUGGAGGAUGGAUGCAGGUGGCAAAGCAAAACAUGCCUGUCUCCAGUAUUAUUAUUGGUGUGGACUUAUUUCCCAUCAAACCCAUUCCUGGUACUAUUUCAUUAACUGAGGAUAUUACUACUGACAAAUGUAGGGUUGCGAUAAGUAAGGAAAUUAAAACUUGGAAAGUUGAUGUGGUUCUUCACGAUGGUGCCCCCAAUGUUGGUAAAAACUGGCUGCAUGAUGCCUAUUCCCAAGCAUGUUUAACUCUUAGUUCCUUGAAACUAGCCACCCAAUUUUUACGUAAAGGUGGUUGGUUUGUCACAAAAGUCUUCAGAUCCAAAGACUACAAUGCUUUAGUUUGGGUGCUAAAGCAGCUGUUCAAGAAAGUUCAUGCUACCAAACCGCAGGCAUCCAGAAAUGAGUCGGCUGAAAUCUUCGUCGUUUGUCAAAAUUACAUUUGCCCUGAUAAAAUUGAUCCUAAAUUCAUGGAUCCAAAAUAUGUCUUUGAAGAGCUGGAAAUUGACCCAAAGAAUAAACUGAACAUAUUCCAUCCCGAAAAGAAGAAGAAGGAGAAGGCUGAGGGAUAUCCAGAAAACGACUACACUUUAUUUCACACCCUCAAAGCUACAGACUUUAUUAAGCAUGAAAAUGGCGUGGAUAUUUUGCAACACGCCUCAGAAAUAGUCAUUGACGAUCCAGAUAUUUUAAAACAUGAGAAAACUACCAAGGAAAUACAAGAAUGUUUUAAGGAUAUUAAAGUUUUGGGCAGGAAGGACCUCAGAAAUAUUAUGAACUGGUGGAAGGUGCUCCAUGAAGAAUGGGAAAAAGAACAUAAAACAGAAGGAGAAAAAGGAACUGAAGAUGUAGAGGAAGAUAAAUCAGAAGCUAAAGAAAGUGAUGAGGAAGAUGACUUAAAAGGUGUUGAUCAACAAAUUAUUGAUUUGCAAGAUGAAGAACAAAAAGACCUUAAGAGGAAGAAGAAAAAGGUGCAAAAGGAAAGAAGAAAGCUUAAUGAGAAACUUAAUUUAAAGAUGGUUCUUAAAGGUGAUGAUGGUCCUAAAAUGGAACAAGAUGAUAUGUUUUCUUUGAAGCAAGUCAAAGAUAUUAAUAAAAUGAAAAAAGUGUUGGAACAAGCACCCGAUAUAUUGGCAGACUCUGAUGAUGAAUUAAGUAUACCACAGCAGAAAUAUCUUCGGUAUGACAAAGAUGAGCAACAUUUGGACAGUUCAGGCUUAUACUACAAAGACUCAGAUUCUGAGCUAGAAAUGCAAUCUGAUAGUGACCAAGAUGACAAUGUAAAAGAAACGCUUGGUUUUGAUUCAGAUGACUCAAAUAAGGAAUCCAGCAAGAAAAAAACAAAGAAGCAGACCAAAAAGUCCAAAAAAACCGAAGAUAAAGAAGACAAAGAGCAUCCUCUUAUAACUGAUCUAGAUUAUAGAGAUAAGGAACAAAAAAAAGCCCACAAGGCAGAACUGUGGUUCCAGAGAGAUAUUUUUAAAAAUUUGAUUGACGAAAAAGAUGAGGAUGCCGACUUAGACAAAAUGGUGGAGGAAUAUAAGAAAAAAGGGGCAAAAGUAAUUGGCGAAGAAAGUGAAGAGAUGUCACAAAAAUCCAAAUCCAGAAAGGCGGAGAAGUCCAAGCCAACUAAAAAAAUUGAGACAGAUAGUGACUAUAGUUCAGAGGAGAAUAGUGAUUCCGAUAGCGAUAGUAGCGAUUCGGAUUACGACAUGGAAAAAGCCAUGCCAGUUCCUGUAAAUAAUGCCAAGAAGGAUGGAUUUGAGGUCGUCAAGAAUGUGACAGGUGUAGGUGGUGCAUCGAGGAAAGGAAAAAAACACAAACUAACCGAAGAAGAAUUAGCUUUGGGCACUAUGAUGAUAAAUAGCAAAAAAGCAAAAAGGGAUUUAAUAGAUGCUGCUUGGAAUAGAUACGCUUUUAAUGAUGAUAACUUGCCUGAUUGGUUUGUUCAGGACGAACAGAAGCAUAUGAAAAAAGAAGCGCCGGUACCUAAGGAAUUAGUAGACGAAUACAAGAAAAAACUUGAAGAAAUCAACGUGAGACCAAUCAAAAAGAUCGUUGAAGCCAAAGCUAGGAAGAAGAGGAGGGCAAUGAGAAAACUAGAAAAAGCAAAGAAGAAGGCAGAGGCCGUAAUUGAAAAUGCCGAAAUGUCCGAGAGAGAAAAAGCUCAACAAAUCAGAACGUUGUACAAAAAAGCAACAAAAGAACCGAAAAAAGAAGUUACCUAUGUGGUGGCAAAGAAACACUCCGCAGCUAAACGAAUGAGGCGCCCUCCAGGGGUACAAGGUCGAUACAAAGUUGUUGAUCCAAGACUGAAGAAGGACAUGAGGGCACAAAAGAGAAAGCUGAAAACAGUGGGUAGGGGUAAAAAGGGCGGCAAAGGCAAAAGUGGAGGUGGCAAGGGAAAAGCUAAGGCGAAGUAAUUUGUUUUUUAUAGUUUUAGGUGAUAUUUUUAUGUAAAAUAUAUUUAAUAAAACUGAUUUGUUUAUU
This is a messenger RNA of Anthonomus grandis grandis, 2900 nucleotides long. Its product is annotated as pre-rRNA 2'-O-ribose RNA methyltransferase FTSJ3. Lineage: Eukaryota; Metazoa; Arthropoda; Insecta; Coleoptera; Curculionidae. The coding region runs from base 251 to 2833 and encodes 860 amino acids. Gene Ontology annotation, cellular component: nucleolus; nucleus; preribosome, large subunit precursor. The record is from RefSeq and is a predicted model, not a curated record. The transcript is spliced from 10 exons. Gene Ontology annotation, biological process: maturation of 5.8S rRNA from tricistronic rRNA transcript (SSU-rRNA, 5.8S rRNA, LSU-rRNA); rRNA methylation; maturation of LSU-rRNA from tricistronic rRNA transcript (SSU-rRNA, 5.8S rRNA, LSU-rRNA). Gene Ontology annotation, molecular function: rRNA (uridine-2'-O-ribose)-methyltransferase activity; rRNA (guanine) methyltransferase activity.